Molecule: messenger RNA, 6072 nt
Organism: Gambusia affinis (western mosquitofish)
Lineage: Eukaryota; Metazoa; Chordata; Actinopteri; Cyprinodontiformes; Poeciliidae
Gene: acin1a
Product: apoptotic chromatin condensation inducer 1a
Exons: 18
Coding region: 115-5154 (1679 amino acids)
Molecular function (GO): nucleic acid binding
Source: RefSeq, a predicted model, not a curated record
AUCCUGACGGGGGACCGUGACUCUUCACAACACCGGGAAGUGAGUGGCGGUGACGCAGGGUGGAGGAAGGCGGGGCUCGGCGCACUCGCUGGGAACUGACUAGAGGAACGGAAAAUGGCGGACCUCGAAGACGUUACGCUGGACGGGAGACCGCUCCAGUCCCUCCGUGUAGCGGACCUCAAAGCGGCUCUGGAGGAGAGGGGGCUGUCGAAAAGCGGACAGAAGAAUGCUCUCAUUAAAAGGCUUAAAGGGGCUCUCAUGCUGGAGAAUUUGCAGAAGACCUCCACUCCACAUGUCGGACUGCAGCCUAACUCCCAGAUUGGCGAGGAAAUGAGCCAGAACAGUUUUAUCAAGCAGUAUCUGGCUAAGCAACAAGAGCUCCUGAGGCAGCGUCUGGAGAGAGAGGCUCGUGAAGCGUAUGAAACGAACGAGCAAGAGGGCCACACACAGGUUAACAACAGUACACCGUGCCCUCCUCCUGCCCAGGAAGUCACACCAGCUGCUCAACUUAAGCCCCCUGGGCCCUCGGAUGGAGAGGGAUUCUUUGGUUCGGUCAAUGCAGGACAGGGGAACAGGAAUCAGGAGGCAGAUGUGUCCAGCCCCCCUGCUUCCGGCUCUAUGACCAUGCGAGCUCCUGCCUCAGAGCAGCGGUCAGAGCGAGGUUCUGCCUCCAGCGAAGUUGCAGGCGACAGCGACGACGACGACAGCGAGGAGGACGGCGACGAUGAUGAAGACUGGGGCAGCAGCGCCCCAAGAAGAAGCCUCCGAGAGCCGGCUAGAGUGCCCGCGGCGCGGUCCGGUGCAGCACGUCACCCGCAGCCCCAGCAGCAGCACAUUCCUCCCCUUUUGUCUCCUCAGCUCCGGCAGCCAACACCACCUCCUUCCCCACCUCCAGAGUUAUCGUUCCCCUUACCUGACACCCCCAAACAGAGCCCACCGAGUCCCCCUGUUGCCGCGGCCAGACACUCGCCCAGCUCCUCCAGCUCCGGCUCUUCCAGCAGCGGCAGUCGCAGUAGCAGCCCAGAGCCGCAGAGAAGUGCCGACCGUAAACCCGGUCCACUUACCCUUCUGGCACGUAAAAUGGAGUCCGAGGGUGCCUUCUCUGGAGGAGGCUGGCAUGGCCCUGAUGGCGAAGGUGAUAGGCAAGACAGCGGUUCACCUUCACCUAUGGCUUUUCCUGGCAAAGGGCCUCUAGAUGGUUUGGGGUCCGCCGGAGUGAUUCCAGGCACACAUUCAGCCCACAUCCAACUAUCUGGGGGUUUACGCAAGGUCGCUGUAGCGGAGGAAAGAGAGAGGGAGCGAGCGAUUGAGAUGGAAAGACAAGAAAAGCAAAGACAACUUGAGCUGGCAGCGGAGGAAGAACGGCAAAGAGCCAUCGCACUGGAACGGGAGAGAGAGAGGAUUGAGCGCCAGCAAGCUUUAGAAAGAGAGGAGAGAGAAAAACGAGAGCGAGAGAGGGAAGAAGCUUUGGCUAGAGAGAGGGAGGAACGAGAGAGGGCAUUGGAGCUAGAGCGGCAAAAAGAGCAUGAAAGACAGAGAGCCUUGGAGGAAGAACGUCUGCUGAAAGAGAGGAAGGAAAAGGAGAAACGGGAGCGAGAGGAGAUGGAGAGGGCAGUGGAACGAGAAAGAGCCAAGGAGAGAGAACGGCUAGAGAGAGAGAGAGCUCUGGAGGCUGAGCGAAGGGAGAAGGAAAGACUUGAGAGAGAGAGGGCUCUGGAGGCUGAGCGAAGGGAGAAGGAAAGAUUGGAGAGGGAAAGGGUAGAAAGAGAAAAAGCUUUGGAGAAGGAGAGAUUGGAAAAAGAAAGAAUUGAGAGAGAGAGAGCUCUGGAGAAGGACAGAUUGGAAAAAGAAAGGCUAGAGAGAGAGAAAGCUCUGGAGCAGGAGCGAUUAGAAAAAGAGAGGAUAGAAAGAGAGAAAGCUCUAGAGCUAGAACUAUUGGAAAAAGAGAGGAUAGAAAGAGAGAAAGCUCUAGAGCAGGAGAGAUUGGAAAAAGAAAAGAUAGAGAGAGAAAAGGCUCUAGAGCAGGAACGAUUAGAAAGAGAGAAAGCUCUAGAGCAAGAACGAUUGGAAAAGGAAAGAAUAGAAAGGGAGAAGGCUCUGGAGAAGGAAAGAUUAGAAAAGGAAAGGAUAGAGCGAGAAAAAGCUCUGGCACAGGAACGAUUGGAAAAGGAAAGAAUAGAGCGUGAGAAAGCUGCUGAGUUGGAGAGGAUUGAGAGAGAACAGGCCUUAGAGCAAGAAAGAAUAGAAAAAGAAAAAUCUCUAGAGAAAGAAAAGAAGGAAAAAGAACGAGAACAAGCAUUGGAGAGAGAAAGAAGAGAGAGGGAGAAAAAGGAGCAGGCUGAGAGAGAGGCAGCUCUGGAACGGGAGAGGAUGGCGAAAGAGCGAGCUGAGAAAGAAAGGAAAGAGCAGAUUGAGAGAGAAAAGGCCUUAGAGUUGGAGGAACUAGAAAGAGCACAGGCCCUGGAGAAGGAGAAAGAACGAGCUCAGGAACAGGAACGAAUGGAGAAGCAGGAGCAACAGAAGAAGGCACUGCAUCAAGAAAAAGAGAGAGAUGCUAACCUCAGUGCCCCAGAGCGUGAAAAUGCCCAUGCCCCGGUGGCCCAGAGUGAAUCCCAGCCCUCAGACUCUGGUUCCACACUUCUUUCUCCGCAAUCGUCGUCUAAGAAGUUUCGCUUCCUUAGGGACUCCCCAGCUCGACCUCAGUCCGGUUCUAUUGUCAUCAAGCGGCCUCGUACAUUUUCUGACACCCCCCAGCCUCGGGCAUCCACCGUCACUACACCGACUGGCGUUGGGGAUCAAAGACCAGGAGGAACCCUGUCCUCCAUCAACCAGGAAGACGCACAGAUUCAGUCCAAGCAGGAUGUUGGCGCCGUGUCCGAAGGCUCUACAGGGACUAGUUCCGACGGACUGAACGCCAACCGUACUGCAGCCCACCCGGGUUCCAGAGAAGAAACAUCUGCAUCUACGGUGGAGGCUACAUUGCCAAAGACCGAAGAGUCUCUUGAGGGGAAGGAUGAAAGGAAAGACUCUUCAAUUUCUGAGGAUAAAAGUGGCAGAGAGGCAAAGAAAGAAGAGAAAACAGCAAGACGGAGAUCAUCGUCAAAUGACUCCUCUUCCACAGAUUCAGACUCUGGGUCUUCGUCUUCUCGAUCAUCCAGUUCAUCCUCAUCUUCUCAAGAUAAAGCGGUCUCCACCUCCAGGAAUAGACAGGAGGGGAAACAUGAAAGAGGCUCAUCACCACUGCCGAUGGAGGCAGCCGAGUCUCAAUCUGAGGAUUCAAAGGAGCGCCCAAAGGCCUCUCAUCCUGAAAAAGAGCUGCCUGUAGACGGGAUUAACGCAGCAGAUGGAGACAUUCACACUACGAAACAAACGGAUGCAAACAGGAAGAGAAAACACAGCGAGAUGGAAGAAGAAGAAGAAGAAGAUGAGGAACAACAGAGGCAGGAGAAAGAGGCUUCCACGGCGGAUCCAGAAAAGUCCUCAGAGUCCAUUGAGGAGACACCGAAGGCUUUCUCCGGACGCAAGAUCUCCCUCGGCAGCAGCAAACAGUCUCCAGGCAACGCAGAGACCGAACAUGAGUCGGGGGCCAUGACAGGUCGCAAGAGGAGGUGGGGCUCCAGCACAGCCGUCACUGCCAAAAAACCUUCCAUCAGCAUCACCACUGAAUCACUCAAGUCCCUGAUCCCAGACAUCAGGCCCCCUGGAGGCCAGGAGGCUGUAGUGGAUCUACAUCCCGAAGAAGCCGCCCUGUCUGGGGCCGAGGAUGAAGAGCGGGAGCGCCCCGACCAGGACCUUCAGAUCCGACGCACCGUCACGCAGGUGGUGCCCGUCGAGAGCCAAGAGAACGGACAAAAAGAAGCGAAGAGAAUGAGGCGGGAAGACUUUGAGGAAGACGAUUCUCAGGUAGAAGGGGAAACCGUAGCGGCCCACGAGGAGCAGAUGGACACGUCUCUCCCAGCAACCGUGGAAACCCAGUCGCCAACACUAGCAAGCCAAGAUACUGAAACCAACACUGUGACACCCAGCGACACCCUCAUUCGUCGCUCCAUCAGCCAGCAGAAAACGGGCGUUUCCAUCACCAUCGACGACCCGGUUCGCACAGCCAGGCAGCCCUCGCCGCCUCGAGGCCAAGUCUCCAGCAUCGUUCACAUCUGGAACCUGGUAAGGCCGUUCACACUCGGCCAGCUGAAGGAGCUGCUGAGCAGAACCGGCACUCUGGUGGAGGACGGAUUCUGGAUCGAUAAAAUCAAGUCCCACUGUUAUGUCACUUAUUCGAGUACCGAGGAGGCGGUCGCCACCCGGGCAGCUCUUCAUGGAGUGAAAUGGCCUCAGAGCAACCCGAAGGUUCUCAGAGUAGACUUCUGCCAGCAGGAUGAGUUGGACUACCAGAAAAACUCCUCGGGAGCAGGCGACCGACCGGGAGGAGGAGAGGACACGGGACCCGCCGCCCCGGGACGCGGACGGACGUCGGGCCUGCCGUCACUUCUCCCCGAGCGGGACCAGUGGGCGGAGCGCGAGCGGGAGAUGGAGCGCCGAGAGCGGGCGCGGGCGGAGCGAGAGUGGGACCGAGACAAGGUGAAAGAGUUUGGGAAACCCGGAGAGGAGAGGGAGGGCGGCCCGCGAAGGUCUCCGUCCAGAGAGAGACGGCGAAAAGAGAGGGGGAAGAGCAAGGAGAAGAAGAUGGAAAAGAAAGCCGAGGAUCCUCCUGCAAAGCUGCUGGACGACUUGUUCCGCAAAACUAAAGCGGUUCCCUGCAUUUACUGGCUGCCCCUCACAGAGGAGCAGUUUCGUCAGCGAGAAGCGGCUCGAGCGGAAGAGGUGAAGGAGCGCGAGGAACGGCGGAAGGAGCGCGAGAAAAGACGAAAAGAGGAAGUAGAGGAGGAGGAGAAGAAAAAGGAGGAAGAGCGCAAGGAGAGAACGAAAGCCGCGGGUACCUCCGCCGGAAACCGGAGCGAGGGUGAGAAGGACAAGAACCGAGAGCAGGAGAGGGACAGAGACCGAGGUCGAGACAGAGACCGGGACAGGGAGAGGGACAGAGACAGGGAGAGGGAGAACGACAAACGCAGGGACGGGUACCGUAGAUCCGGGGGCGGCGGAGCGGGCUCGAGCCGGCGCUCGCGCAGCCGGAGCGAACCAAGAGACAGGAGGCGCUGACGGGACUGCCAUGGAGACCGCCGCUCCUGCAUUUGCCUUUCACUACAUGUACUUUGUUACAACAAAGACCCAACAGAGGACCAACUGAUGUCAUUUCCCAUCUCUCAAAAGCGUCACUUUUUCUUUCUUCUUCUUUUUUUUAAAAGCACAUCUAAGGCCACAGUCAUGCUUACGGAGACCGUGAUGUUUUGCCGUGUUGUUUUCAAUCCGGUUGAGGUUUCAGAUCAUCUCCUUUAUGCCUUCGCUGAUGUUUUCUUUCAGUUUUUCAUCCUGAUCGCGUAGCAGAACGGCACACUGGACAGUUUCAAACAACUACAAAGUCCACUUUUUCUUCAAAGUCUAGAUGCUGAUUAUACUUUUUUUUUUUUUUUAGCAGCAGUUGACUCCUCUGGGUUUCUUUUUUUUUUUUUUUGCCAGUUCUGCCUGAAGAGAAAAUUUGUUGGUCUGCGCAUUUGCUCGCAGAAAUCAGAAAAUAUCAGAAAAAUCCCUGUUUGGCAUUUUGUACAGACUUAAGAUAUCUGCAAAAUCAAGUCUUUAAAUAAGGCAGCUCUGGAUUAUUUUUGACUUAGUGUAAAAACUACUAAGACAAUGCAGUGUUCCUGUUUCUCUGUUAAGAGAUGAGAUCAUUCUCUGUGGGAGAGAAUCUGUCACGACUAACAUGAGCUCGGAUUAUGUCCUCAUUGAACCUCUUUCCAUCUUUUCCUCCUCCCAUCCAGUUCUCCUGUCAAUGCAGGCCUGAGAGAGGAGAUCGCAUUAUAUGUUUUCCCACCAAUGGUUUUAAUAUUGUUUUUUUGUUCUUUUUUUUUUUUAAUCGUUAUUUUAUCAUUUUAGUACAAAGAUUUCAUUUUGUUUUUAAUUCUUUAAGUACGCCUAUCAGUGGUGAAUGUAUAAAUAAUAAAAAAAAAUUGAAGUUUGAAA